Messenger RNA from Mauremys mutica (yellowpond turtle), 3903 nucleotides. RefSeq names its product cation channel sperm associated auxiliary subunit gamma (gene CATSPERG). Gene Ontology annotation, cellular component: motile cilium; CatSper complex; sperm principal piece. The transcript has 26 exons. The record is from RefSeq and is a predicted model, not a curated record. Lineage: Eukaryota; Metazoa; Chordata; Testudines; Geoemydidae. The coding region runs from base 47 to 3097 and encodes 1016 amino acids.
CUCUCGGGCACCGGCAGGGCCUUGUGCCAGCGGAGAGGUUUGCCGGAUGUGCUGGUACACGCCCAUGCCAAUGACGAAGAGGAGCGUGGUGACGGAGGUCCUGGUAAAGAGCAAUGGCCUGGGCCUUGAGGUGGACAACAAGAGAUUUGUUAUGAAUAUUAACGGCUACAUGAAGGAAACUGAGACCGGUUUACAAUCUUCCCUAGGAGAGAAGGUUACAUCACUGGGGGAGAUGAUCUCACUGGACAGCCGGUCCCGUCCCAUUUGGUCCACCGUCAAUCAAGCCCCUGUGCUGAUCCUCGGGGGAUUCCAAGGUUACAAAAUCAUUCUGGUUUCAGACUCGGAGUUUGCGGAUUUCACUGCUGUGGAGGUGGGGAUCGACAGCUGCUGGAUCGGGUCCGUGAACUGCCCCCUGGACUCGUUCUCCUCCUCCAUUUUCGAUGCCAUCGCUACAGAAAGCGUGCUCCUUCUCCGCCAGAACCAGCUGGUCUAUUACUUCACUGGGAACUAUUCAGUCCUUUCUCUUCCUGUGCCGGGAUCCGGCCUCUGGACUCGUGUGCUGAACAACAUCUGCGUGUCCCGGUUAAACCCUGUGCCCUUCCCUCACAACGGCUCCGAGUUCGUGAUUGCUCUUGGAGGGGGCGUGCAAGAAGGAGAAUUCUUCCUUGGCACCAUUCGCGAUGGAGCCGUUCGGUUUCCCGAAUCACACGCCAAGGGGAGGAAGACAGUGUGUGAACAUUUGAACAUUUCUUGCGCGAUCCUCUGGGCUGUCUACAUCACGGAAAAGGAGGUGAUUGUGCUGCUGGUGGAAGGGAAGAAAAAGAGCAGCAAGUCCGAUUACUACAUCAUGGCCUACGAUCAAGCCGAUGGAGAUUUCUGGACGUUGUACUCCAUCCCUCGCUUCAUACCCAAAGACACUGAGAAAGGGUUUGUGAUGUUGCUGGGCCUGGAAGAAUACACGGAUUACCUGCUGAUCCCCAGGGGGCUCUCCUACAACCCAUUCAGCACAAUCUUCUACAUCUGGGGCAAUGUUAUUUUACAAAGCUACGACCUGCUUAAUUACAUUCAGCUCUCUGACUUCCCCCAACGAUCCCCCAUCAGCUACUUCAUUCUGUCGUAUGUAGGGGAAUUCGUGUGUGUGACAGUCUCGGAGGAGAGGUGGCUGCAUCUCGGCAGCGGGGAUGUAGCAGCUCCUUGGGAAAGUCCCCGCCAGCGGCACCUUCCGAGGCGUCUCCCUUCGCCCGCUCUUCACAUCUGGCUCCAUCUGGCUUUCCAGAUCUGGUUUUCUGUGGAAGGCAGCUCGGUCGUCGUUCGGCUCUACCCCUCCGAACCCUGGGACACGUACUUCAGCCUCCAGCUAAUGAGAGGCUCGAAGGACUUCAGCUUCAACGAGACCUUUGUGAGCCUCUUCUUUAACAAGGAGGGGCUGCAGCAGCUGGUUUACAUCCCGGAUGGACACGGGGAGGGACAGCUGAUCAGGAGGAACUUCCCUCUCCAUUAUAUAUUGUCGUACCGGCACCUCAUCAUCCAUCGGUACCAUUGGCUGUAUUUACAAGAUUCUCAGUACAUCAGGUUCUUCCGUCCUUGCUCCUUCUCGGUCAUGCGCCUCGAGGACCUCCCAGCCCCUCAGCGCUUCACCCGGAUGGAACACUAUUGCACCGAGCCGCCGGAUGUCAUGGACAGAACAGGCUUCCACAACAACGUGUCUCUGGCUGUAUACCAGGGACUGAUCUUCCAGCUGCUCUGGCUCCACGCGGACUAUAGCAGGCCUUAUGCUGACCCGGUCCAUGACCCAACUUGGCGCUGGUGGAAAAACAGAAAGCAAUACGCAGAGUAUUUCUUUUACGUAGCGAGCAAUGGCAACUCCUCCGGAGGUGUCUAUGUCAACAUGGAAGGCUACACGAAGACCUAUGACCUGCAGCCCAAUAACCAGCUGCCCAGCAAGAUUUACCUGGACAAGAAUAACGUCUAUUCUUUCUCAGUAUUCCUGAGCAUCAGAUCAAAGGCACAAAGCAUGGGGGAAAUGCCGGAAGAGAACUCUCUUGAUUUUGUGUGGCUCACCAUUGUCUUAGCGCAUCCGAAGUUUGUGGUUUCAGACCUCCACCGGCACUAUCUGAGGGGCCGGGGCUCUGUGCUGUAUUCGGUGACCAUCAGUGACACCGGCCAGUACCCGCAACAGGAGCUGAGUGGGAUGAACCUUCUGAAGAGCUCAAUGGCUUUGAAGGUUAUAAAUUCGGCAACAAAUUGUUACCACUACACAGCGUCCGGCCCAAAGCUCCAGGGCUAUGCCAUGGUGCCAAUCUUCAUUGGCUGCCCCCCGGGCAAGAGGCUGGCCUUCGACAUCACCAGAACCCUGAAGUACACCACCAAACAGAACAAGCACUACUUCGACUGCAUCCACGAGAACCCAGAGCUGCCGUGCUUCUUCUUUAACGAUGUAUUUUACCCCUUCUUCUUGAUCCAAGACAUGGUGACGGGGGACUCGGGACCUUUCAUGGGCAGCUACACGCUGAGGAUCAUUGGCGGAGGGCCGUACUCGGAGAGCAGGAUCCGCCCCUACAGCCCGAGCGAAAUCCUCGACUAUAACACGGCAAACGGCAGCACACCGCUGAGUCUGAUCUGGAUGAGGGCUAAUCGCACAAAACCUGCCCUUACGGAUCCCGAAGGCUUCAAUGUCUUCUCCGGAACCGACUGUGGGAUCAAGUGGGUCUGUGAGCAGAACUCGCCCUGUUACGAUGUGGUUCCCUUAGACCUGACUGCUCCAGAUUACUUCUUUUUGGUGGAGGUGUCUAACAGGGCUGUGGACAAGAGCACCUACUGCGACUACGACCUGGAGUUUGUGAUCCACAUUCACGGCUUGCGGCUCAGCCCCUCCCGGGCAAUCGCCUUUAUGAAGAUUUCCAUGGCCGUUCUCACCGGCAUUGUCUUCUUGUACGUCCUCCACCAAGUCCUGGGGCCCGUGAUCGGGGCCGGCUGCACCCGACUCAUCCAAAGGUUUGAGGAGUCCCUGGCUGUUCGCACAGAGUCCACCAUCACCUUCUCCGGCUCUUCCUCCAUCCAGAGCCAGGGGAGCUCCCACCACACGUCCGCCUUGUAGACCUGCAUCAGCGGCAACGGCCACCUGCCCCGGCGCAGCACGGAAGAACUGGCCCCCCAGCAUCCCAUCAUCCCCAUCGCGAGUCCCAGCCUGUAUCCAAAUGUUCCUUCCCUCUCCGCGGUCCCCGGCAGCCCACGAGCCCCCCGCUUCCUCCCCUGCUCCCUGCGUCGGGCCAGGACCUUUGUCAGCGACUUGGCUGACGAGUCCAGGCAGGCUAGACCCAAGCCGUGGUGGGCUUGCUAUUGCUCCGCUCUGGCACCGCUCUGCGGCUUGUCCUGGCCAAAGCAGGGGGGAUCAGGGCUUUCCACAGUAGCCCUGGAGCAAACGAGUCAGUCAGAACGAUAAGGACCUGAACCCACAGGGCGUUGCUCUAAACGCCUCAGCCAGGCUCAGCUCAGCGGAGGACGGCGGCCGGCCUUUCCCAGUCCAGCAGGAACAGGAGCUCCAGUUCGCUGCCCCCGGCCUUAUCCGUGAUGGUACCCAAGCUCCAGGCAUGAUCGGAAGGGCAGCGAGCGGCCGUCCGCCGCGCCAGUCUGAGCAGGAUCAGGAGCUCCCGCGCGGUGAGUGGGACCUUUGGAUACAGGAAUUCCCGUGGCGAAAUCUCUCGCUUUGCUGAACGAAUGAAAAUCUUCCCGUCUCCUUCCGGUUCCUUUUGCAUUUCGCAGCCUUUAGCAGCACGGCAAGGGGAGGCAGGUUGUUUCUGCGGGUGAGUGCAGGAGCGUUUGCUUAGCUGGUCCCUGCGCCAGGCUCCAUGGGCCUCACGUCUUAUUUCGGAUGUUCAGUAAAUGCCCUUGUUGUCUGGGAGC